Messenger RNA from Pungitius pungitius (ninespine stickleback), 3287 nucleotides. RefSeq names its product protocadherin gamma-A1-like. Gene Ontology annotation, cellular component: plasma membrane. Gene Ontology annotation, biological process: homophilic cell-cell adhesion. The transcript has a single exon. Gene Ontology annotation, molecular function: calcium ion binding. Bases 856 to 3249 code for a protein of 797 amino acids. The record is from RefSeq and is a predicted model, not a curated record. NCBI's taxonomy places the organism in Eukaryota, Metazoa, Chordata, Actinopteri, Perciformes, Gasterosteidae.
GAUUUUUACAAAUGUAGUGGAUAUGCUUUUUCAUUUUUUUGCUAAACAGGUUAUCAGUACAAACACAGAGACCAGAAAUACAUAUAAAUUAUGUAGUUGUUCAUGACCUUACGUUUACAUCUCAUUAUUUGUCAGUUUACCAACUCAAACUUGAGUUACAUAUUGAAAAUGUUUCCUUGUGUGGAAGUAGACAUUUAAUAACAACCCCGUCAGCAAUGAUUUUGAAGUCCAAAUCAACCCACUUAACAAGCAUAGUCGGUUAACUCUAACAAUAACUUUCAUUCGAUUUUUUUCCUAUCAUUUCAUGCCUUUCAGCACCAUUGAUAGAGCAUUACCCGCUUUGCAUUAAUUUUGUUAUAUCUUAAUAUGUUUUUUUCAUGUUUUCAUUUAGCGGCUCAGUUAAGCGAGAAUGAGAGAGAGACGCCGUGUGUAUUUUGGUUUCCUUAAUAUGAACAGUAUAUCAUUAUUAUUGUUUCAUAAUUAACACAUCAAUAUUUUUAAAAUAUUAGAAAAACUUAUUUUUUUAAUCUCUUGAAAAUGAAUGUUGCCUUUAUAAUGUGUAGACUGUUGCUUCCAACUCACGAGGACGCUGUUGACCAGGUUGCUGAGAUUCAAGAGCUCAUUGCAGCAGAACCACCCCCAUCAUUUUGAAAUACCGAGAAGGGGAGACAAAAAAAGAGUUAAAAGGCACGUUCUAGAGGAGGGAUAUGAUCGAACGCGGAGUUAUCGGUCGUAUUAAUAACAUGGAUGGGAGUUUAAUUUCUGGAUUAUUUUAAUGACAUCUGUGUUUAUAAUCCUUUCACUGGAUACCGUAUCGUAUUCUUUUUUUCGGAUUGGAACACCUUGGACAGAGCAAUGAUACGAAAGAUUGGACCGCUGCUGUUUGUAUCCAUUGUUGCUCUCAACUCGGUUUUCGGACAGGUUAGCUACUCUAUUCCAGAGGAAAUGGCAAAGGGGUCGCUGGUUGGCAACAUUGCACAAGAUUUAGGAUUAGAUGUAAAGCGACUUAGAUCAGGGAAAGCUCGUAUAUAUACCGGAGAAAGUACGGAAUACAUCGAGCUUAAUAAAGAACGGGGAGUCCUUGUCAUCAAAGAGAGGAUAGACAGAGAGUCGCUUUGUGGUCAGACGACGCCCUGUGCUCUUGAUUUUCAAAUCAUUUUGGAGAAUCCUAUGCAAUUUUAUAGCAUCGCGGUCGAGGUCACUGAUAUAAACGAUAAUUCUCCCGGUUUUAAGAACAAAGAAAUUAAAUUCGAAAUCAGUGAAACAGUUCAAAUUGGAUCCAAAUUUGUCUUAGACAAAGCUGUUGACGUAGAUGUGGGUAUUAAUGGGUUGCGGGGUUAUUCACUAAGCUCAAGCGACACAUUCACUUUAAACCCGUACAGAAUUGGCAGCAGUAGGACUGUUGAGAUGGUUUUGAAGAAGCACCUAGACCGAGAGAAGCAGGAGCGGUUAUUUUUAGUGUUGACUGCUUUAGAUGGUGGCGAACCGCAGCUCUCCGGAACCAUGCAAAUUGCAAUUAAUGUCUUGGACGCAAAUGAUAAUGCACCUGUUUGUAUUCAAGCAGAGUAUAAGACUAACGUCAAGGAAGACGCGUUGAAAGGAGCUGCUCUUACCGUGGUGAGCGCAUCUGAUGCAGAUGAAGGUCAGCAUGGGCACAUACAAUAUUCCAUUUCAAAUGUUCCAGAUAGCGCGGUUGAAUUAUUUUAUGUUGAUAAAGAAACUGGUGUUGUAACAUUAAUGGGACACCUUGAUUAUGAGAAAUUUCGGCAUUAUGAAAUAGACGUCCAAGCAUCAGAUAAAGGUGGUAACUCGGAUGUGUGUAAGGUCAUAAUUGAGGUGUUGGACACAAACGAUAACCCGCCAGCUAUUAAUAUUAUGUCUACAUCAUCAACAAUAUCUGAGGAUGUGAAGCAGGGCACUGUUCUGACAAUGAUGAAUGUUCAGGAUCCAGAUUCAGAAGAGAAUGGAAAAGUCAACUGCGUUUUAAAUAAAAAUUCAAAUUUUAAAAUUACAUCAACGUCAAAUAACGUCUUUACUCUAGUAACGGAAAAUGAAUUAGACAGAGAGAUCACAUCGCAACAUAAUAUCACUGUGACUUGCUCGGAUGAAGGAGUCCCCUCCCUCUCCAGCAGCGUCACUCUCACCUUACAGAUCUCCGAUGUUAAUGAUAAUUCGCCUCUAUUUGAGAGGAGCUCAUAUGAGGCCUAUAUUGUAGAAAACAACACACCGGGUCUCUCUAUAUUCACAGUGAAAGCCAGAGACGCUGACUGGAACCAGAACGCGCGUGUUUCGUACAUACUGGAGGACUCCUCUGUUAACGGAGUGCCAGUCUCCUCGUAUGUGUCCGUUAGUGCUGAUAGUGGAGUCAUCCACGCAGUGCGCUCUUUUGACUACGAGCAGAUCAAAGAUUUCCAAUUCCGCGUCAAAGCGCAAGAUGGAGGCUCCCCUCCACUCAGUAGCAACGUGACUGUGAAAGUGCUGAUCCAGGACCAGAACGACAACCCUCCUCAGGUUCUGUACCCGGUCCAGACUGGAGGCUCUCUGGUGGCUGAGAUGGUUCCUCGUUCAGCAGAUGUGGGCUAUCUGGUCACUAAAGUGGUGGCUGUUGAUGUGGACUCUGGACAGAAUGCCUGGCUCUCCUACAAACUGCAGAAAGCCACAGACAGGGCGCUGUUUGAAGUGGGCUUACAGAAUGGAGAAAUAAGAACCAUCCGCGGAGUCACUGAUAAAGAUGCAGUGAAACAAAGACUGACUGUGAUCGUGGAGGACAACGGGCAGCCCUCUCGUUCAGCUACAGUCAUUGUUAACGUGGCGGUGGCGGACAGCUUCCCUGAAGUGCUGUCUGAGUUCACUGACUAUACACAAGACAAGGAGUACAAUGACAACCUGACCUUCUACUUAGUGUUGGCUUUGGCUGUAGUUUCCUUCCUCUUCAUCACGUGUUUAGUGGUUAUUAUAUCAGUGAAGAUCUAUAGAUGGAGGCAGUCUCGCGUCCUGUAUCACUCCAAUCUCCCUGUGAUUCCGUAUUAUCCACCACGUUACUCAGACACUUUGGGGACAGGGACUCUCCAACACGUGUACAACUACGAGGUGUGCAGGACGAAUGACUCCAGAAAGAGUGACUGUAAGUUCGGCACAGUCGGUAGUCAGAACGUGCUGAUAAUGGACCCCAGUUCUACAGGAACGAUGCAGCGGAUACAGAGUGAGAAGAACAUCCUGGAUGAACCAGACUCUCCUCUAGAGGUUUGACUCUUUAAACCUUUUUAAACCCACUGUUGGAGAAAUCU